AUGGAAAACCCUUUCAAAGAUCUCAUGGCACGAGACAACAGCCACGCAACACCCGACGAAGCUUCCAAUGAGCCGACACAACCAAUUGAGGGGAAUGAGAAGAAUAAGCCCAGCCAAUCGGCUGAGGGAAGCAAAGGCCAGCAUAGAAAGCCGGCUGAAGAGAAUCACAUAGAGCUAAAUGAGUCAGCUCAGGAGGAGCUGAAUAAGAAAGUUGCUAAAGGUAGAGGUAAGAGAGCCGAGACUUCGAAGCCUGAGGCCGAGGUGGAGUGUUUUCCUGACAAGAGGAAUUUGGAAGACCUAUGGCAACAGGUCUUUCCAGUUGGGACGGAGGAUGCAUUUGAAGAAGGUGGGCUGUUAUACAAUCAAAAGGUCUACCUCUUUGGUUGUACAAAGCCAAAAUUGGUCUCUUUCCAGGGUCAAGGAAAAGUUGCAAUGAUUCCUGUUGUGGUUACUAUGAACGUUAUUUCUCCAGGUGGAUCGGGCUUUCAGCCUUCAGAGAUUCUAAAGUUGAUGUCCUGA
This is a messenger RNA of Fraxinus pennsylvanica, 519 nucleotides long. The record is from the annotation of a GenBank genome assembly. Lineage: Eukaryota; Viridiplantae; Streptophyta; Magnoliopsida; Lamiales; Oleaceae.